AUGGGUCGGUAUAAAAAGUACAUAAAAAACGUGUUGGAACCUUGGCCAUCGGAACCAUUAAAAUUAUGGGACAAUUUCAAAGACGAUCUUUGUGAAGAUAUCAAACACAGAAUCAGACAACAAAAUCAAGACUUGGCCUUACCAUAUAGUGAGGACAUUUAUAACGAAGGUUUGAUACAAAUCGAAAAUAAACUAUUGCAAUUAAAUGAUAAAAGCCUAAGUCAUUUUGGAUUACCUUCCUCAGUUCGUACAGAAAACAAUGCAACAUAUACAAUGGCACAUCACUAUAAUACAAAUGAUUUGACCUCUUUUGUCAAUGAAAACCUGAUUAAACCCAUUAUUACCGGCCCAGCAGCUGGUCAGCUAGCUCAUAUUCCGAGGAUACCUAUGAUCCCAACUGAUCUGCCAAACCCGUUUAAACGGAUUCAAUUUCUGGUGAAAAUAUCUUUCACGUUGACUAUUAACAAGCCCCAAGGUCAAACCUUCGAAUUAGUAGGGAUCGACCUACGAAAGGAAUGUUUUACUCAUGGCCAACUGUAUGUGGGCCUAUCACGAGUUGGAUCUGCUGAUAAUCAAUUUAUUUUGCUGCCACAAAAUAAAACAACAUCAAAUAUCGUUUACAGAGAAGCUCUAACCCAAUAA
Messenger RNA from Acyrthosiphon pisum (pea aphid), 642 nucleotides. RefSeq lists its product as uncharacterized. The record is from RefSeq and is a predicted model, not a curated record. Gene Ontology annotation, biological process: DNA replication. The coding region runs from base 1 to 642 and encodes 213 amino acids. Gene Ontology annotation, cellular component: replication fork. The transcript is spliced from 2 exons. Lineage: Eukaryota; Metazoa; Arthropoda; Insecta; Hemiptera; Aphididae.